CUUUUUGGUUGACAUAAGUAAAACAGUAAUUUAUUAUACCAAAGUGCUUGAAACUCAACACAUUUAGAAACAUUGAAGAUUUAAACGCCUGAAACUAAAAAAUAUAAAACACCAAAGGAUAAUUGUAAUAUGACAUUCUUAGAGAGAUCCUCAAACUAAAACAGUUUAAUCAUCAGAACAUUGUAACAUUCUUUGGUACCGCAAGGAAGCUCGAUAAUAAAAUUGUUUUGAUCUUUGAGCAUGCGGACUGUGGAUCUCUUUACGAUUUCUUGCAUCACAAAAAUAUGCAAGUUUCCUACGUUGGUAAACUAAGUUGGAUGCUUCAAUGUGCUAAGGGUAUAGAUUACUUGCAUAGCAAAAACACAAUUCAUCGUGAUCUCAAAACACAAAACUUGUUGCUUUUCAACAAACAUAGAGUAUUGAAGAUAUGCAAUUUUGACACAGUAAAGAAAUUCUCUAUGAAAAAUACUGAAGGCACUGGAACAUUCAGUUAUAAGGCUCCAGAAGUAUACGAUGAUAGCGAAAAGUACUCGGAAAAGUCUGAUGUUUUUAGCUUUGGAAUCAUUGUCUGGGAAGUAAUGUCAAGGCUAAAGCCUUUCUACGAGUUCAACAGUGCCUUUCAUACAACAAUUCAAAUGGAAAUUAAUAAGGGCGUACGUCCGAAUGUCAAAGAUAUGAGGAGUUAUAACAACUUCGAGCACAUUAUAUUCAUUAUCAAACAAUGUUGGAGCCAAGAUCCAGAUCAACGACCCACAAUAAAGGCACUGAUAUUUUUCCUUAGCUUCGAUCCAAGAUCGUUUCGCUACAAUCCUGAUUUACUGUUAACGGGAAGGCCAUUGAGAGAUAUAUGUGAUGAAGACUUUAGAUUUUAA
This is a messenger RNA of Drosophila albomicans, 872 nucleotides long. RefSeq names its product mitogen-activated protein kinase kinase kinase 7-like. The transcript has 5 exons. Bases 285 to 872 code for a protein of 195 amino acids. The record is from RefSeq and is a predicted model, not a curated record. Gene Ontology annotation, biological process: positive regulation of canonical NF-kappaB signal transduction; protein phosphorylation; JNK cascade. Lineage: Eukaryota; Metazoa; Arthropoda; Insecta; Diptera; Drosophilidae. Gene Ontology annotation, molecular function: magnesium ion binding; MAP kinase kinase kinase activity; ATP binding.